CCGCCCGUUGGCUGUCCAGCCGGGUCAGUGUCAUUCGGUUUGUUUUUAUCAGUCAAAGGGAACCGCAGACCUCAAAAGUUUCAAUGUUUACUACUGGUCGCAAAAAGCUUUUCGCAGAAGACAGACUCGAGUAUUUAAUAUUGGAUCAGCAUUGGAACUAAACGGGGUCUUAGUAUGGACAUAAACGAUGUGGAACUAUCCCUGGAGGAAUUGCCCAGCUCGGAGGGGAGUUUCUCAAGCACUGCAACGGGACAGUGCUGCAGCUCAGGCAGGGAUUUGGAGAAGGCGGAGAACUUGGUUGACCCAAGAAAUCUCAAUGAAGUGGAGGCAGCUCAAGGAAAGCCAAGGAAAUCAGUCAGCGAUCUAUCGGGUGGCAAUAGCUAUGCCACAAAUAAAAAUGUGGCUGAAGGCCUCAUGGAUAUAGCUCUUCUCUCCGCGAAUGCCAACCAACUGCGAUUCCUGAUCACCUACAACGACAAGGCCUCCACCUAUAUAUACAGCCUGAUUCUGGUGAUACUCUCGUUGAGCCUGCAGCUGCUCGUAGGUCUUAUGCUUAUUUUUAAAAGACGUCUUAAGCGCUGCCAGCGUCGGCGCUAUGCGAGAACCAAUGAACUACUGGUAAUGGGAGUGUUCAUGAUCACCGUGAUCAAUAUACUGCUGGCAGCCUUCACCACAACGGACGGAAAUACGCAUUAG
Molecule: messenger RNA, 696 nt
Organism: Drosophila persimilis
Lineage: Eukaryota; Metazoa; Arthropoda; Insecta; Diptera; Drosophilidae
Product: ninjurin-1
Exons: 3
Coding region: 175-696 (173 amino acids)
Biological process (GO): tissue regeneration; cell adhesion
Cellular component (GO): membrane
Source: RefSeq, a predicted model, not a curated record